Molecule: messenger RNA, 300 nt
Organism: Paraglomus occultum
Lineage: Eukaryota; Fungi; Glomeromycota; Glomeromycetes; Paraglomerales; Paraglomeraceae
Source: the annotation of a GenBank genome assembly
AUGACUCGUACUAAACAUUCACCAAAACAAAACAGACAUUAUCAAAGGUCUCCGUUUGGCGACUUGCGAGGCCCGCCAAAGAAAGAAGGAGCCGGUCAGCACAAUUGGGGCAAUGUAACUGCAGAGACCGCUGAAUUAGAUGAACAUUAUGAACUCCUGGACGACUGUCCAAAAUAUGAUUUGGAGAAAGUGGAGAAGAUUGUCGAGGUAGAGGGACAACUGCGGGAUACCAAAAUAAACGUUGUUGAUCCUAACGAGUUUGAAAAAUUACGAGCAGCUACGGCUGAGGAACAAGAGUGA